Lampris incognitus (smalleye Pacific opah) is the source of this 4745-nucleotide messenger RNA. It is a transcript of the gene dse, whose product is annotated as dermatan sulfate epimerase. Lineage: Eukaryota; Metazoa; Chordata; Actinopteri; Lampriformes; Lampridae. The record is from RefSeq and is a predicted model, not a curated record. The transcript is spliced from 7 exons. The coding region runs from base 369 to 3239 and encodes 956 amino acids. Gene Ontology annotation, molecular function: chondroitin-glucuronate 5-epimerase activity.
GAGAGAGAGAGGGGGAGAGAGAGAGAGAAAAGUUUUCAAUCAGCGCCUAAAGUUGAGAGAACUCACGUCUGUGAUGGGCGAGGGACGUCUGUGAGCAGUUGUGACAGCGUUUUGUUUCAAAACCGGGGUCCAGCAGCCCAGCCGAGCCGAGCCGAGCGGGGAGAUGUGACUUCAGAAAUGGGCCAUUUAUGAGCUGCAGGCUGCAGAGGCCUGCUUGUCUGGCCAUCUGGUUGUGCGUGGCUAGACUUGUCUGACACCACUCAUCUGGGGGGGAGAGAAGAAGAAGAAGAAAAAAAAAGAAGAAACGAAACAAGAAAUAGGCUUCUGAGCUCCUUUGGCAAUGCCACAGUCCCCUCUCUGAUGUGACCAUGAGGACCUACACCCGCGGGGCCCCCACAGUGUUCUUCAUAAGUCUGCUGUGGCCCCUGUUGGCCCUGGCACCAGGGGAGGAGGUGGACCCCAGUGGAGGGAUCCCCUUCAUGGGAGGCAACUACGAUGGCCAUCCCAUGCUGUACUUCAGUCAGGGGGACGUGGAGGAGCUGCAGGCCGCUGCGGUGGGCACUCACCGGGAUAUGGCCCGGAGGAUCCGCGAGGCCGGGGAAACCAUGCUGGAGCACCCCGAGGACUACCUGCCCCCCUGGAGCCCCGCGGAGUUCAGCGCCCGUUGGAACGAGGUGUACGGAAACAACCUGGGCGUGCUGUCCAUGUUCUGCCUGCUGUACCCCCACCGGGCCGGGGCGCUGGACCUUGUCAGAGACUACAUGGAGAGGAUGGCGGCUCAGCCUAGUUGGUUGGUCAAAGACGCUCCCUGGGAUGAAGUCCCUUUGGCUCACUCCCUGGUUGGGUUCGCCACAGCUUACGACUUCCUGUAUGAGUACCUCAGCAAGGGGCAGCAGGAACGCUUCCUGCAGGUGAUCGGCAACGCGUCCCGUCUGAUGUAUGAGAAGUCCUACGUCCGCGGCUGGGGGUUCCAGUACUUGCACAACCACCAGCCCACCAACUGCGUGGCUCUCCUAACGGGCGCCCUGGUGUACAUGACCCAAGGUUACCUCCAGGAGGCCUACUUGUGGACGAAGCAAGUCCUCGCCAUCAUGGAGAAGUCCAUGGUCCUUCUGCAGGACGUGACGGACGGCUCACUGUAUGAGGGCGUGGCCUACGGCACCUACACCACCCGCUCCCUGUUCCAGUACAUGUUCCUGGUGCAGCGCCACUUCGCCAUCAGCCACUUCGACCACCCCUGGCUGCUCAAACACUACGCCUUCCUGUACAGGACCAUCCUUCCUGGAUUUCAGAGGACCGUGGCCAUCGCAGAUUCCAACUACAACUGGUUCUAUGGACCGGAGAGCCAGCUGGUCUUCUUGGACCGCUACGUGAUACGUAAUGGCAGUGGAAACUGGCUGGCUGACCUGAUUCACCAGAACCGGGUCACAGAAGGACCAGGGCAGGCGGGCAAAGGGCAGCGGUGGUGCACCCUCCACACAGAGUUCAUCUGGUAUGACCCCGGGCUGGUCCCGAAGCCUCCCCCAGAUUUCGGAACACCCCGACUCCACUACUUCGAGGACUGGGGAGUGGUCACCUACGGCAGCGCCUUACCCGCAGGCACCAACCACUCCUUUCUCUCCUUCAAGUCGGGGAAGCUGGGAGGACGUGCCAUUUUUGAUAUUGUCCACAGGAACAAGUACAGAGACUGGAUCAAAGGUUGGAGGAACUUCAAUGCUGGACACGAGCACCCAGACCAGAACACUUUUACCUUCGCGCCGAAUGGCGUACCCUUCAUCACAGAGGCACUGUAUGGACCCAAAUACACUUUCUUGAACAAUGCCUUGUUGUUUGGCCCCGCCGCCUCAGGUAGCUGCUUUAAGCCAUGGGCCGGCCAGGUGACCGAGGCCUGCGACUCCAAGUGGCUUAAGUACAAGUUGGGGCUAGCGGCAGACACCCAGGGCAGGGUGGAAGCUGCCAUGGAGAGACAGGGGAUGGUGUUGAUCCGUGGUGAGGCCCAGUCUGCUUAUAACCCAGACCUGAAGAUCAGGAGCUUUCAGAGGAAUGUCCUGCUCCUCCACCCACAGCUGCUGCUCCUUGUAGACCACAUCCACCUGGACGCAGACAGCCCGACGAGGGCGAUGAGUGCUUUCUUUCAUAACACAGAGCUGCGUUUCCAGGAGACAAAGGUGGACGGUGUGCAUGGAGCAUAUGUGCAACAUGGUGAGGACUCCUAUAAGAUGUUCUGGAUGGAUGAUACGGGCUUAAGUGACAAGGGGGCGGUAGGGUACUGGCAUUAUCCUCGCGGGUACCCGUAUAACGGCUCCAACUUUGUGAAUGUGACAAUGCCACUAAGAUACCCUCACACCAGGGUGGCCUACAUCUUCUUUGGACCCGGAGUGGAUGUGCAAAGCUUCAGCCUCCGAGGUGAUGCGCAGAGAGUGGACGUCUACCUGGCCACCAAGGAACACACUUACACCGUUUACCUUUUGACCGGGGAGAUCACCAGUAAGCCGCUGUUCGCCAUGGUGCUGCUGGACCAGAAGAAGGUCGUUUUCGAGAAGAUGGCCACCAUGAUGGACAGCUCACCCGAGGAAGUGGAGGAGUAUGUCAACGUGGUGGAGGACAAUCUCCAGCACGCCAAGCCUGUCUUCCAACAGAUGGAGAGGCACAUCCUGGGACGGGUACUCAACACUGCCAGCUUCCGCAAGACAGCAGAGCGCCUCCUGCAGUUCUCCGACAAAAAGAAGACAGAGGAGAUCAUCGAGAAGAUGUUCGCCAUGUCGAAGAAGCAAGCCAAGGGCAAAGGUGGGAAGAAGGUGAACCUCGGGGAGAAGCUCUCUGAGAGCCUACCUGACAUUUUUGCACAAAUCGAGGUGAGCGAGAAGAAGGAGAGACAGAGGACUACGAAACGCAACUACGAGGACACCCCAGAGGAGGGAGACGGGGAAUCUCAUGCCUUUAUGGACUACGCAGAAGGCCGCAAAAACAGGAAGGGGGGGUUUGUCAAAGGCCGCAGAUUUAAGGAGGUCCACAUGGUGGCCACCGCUGGGAGUGACGGUCUGUCCAGCACAGCCUCGUACAUCAGACUGUUCCUCAUUCUGAACACAGCUACCUUCUUCCUGCUGCUGGCGGUGUUGCUGACGCGCUUUCAGAGGGGGCGGAGCCUGCACACACAGAGAUGUUUUUACGCCGCUCUGCUCAUCGACAGUUUCAUUUUACUGUACCUCUACUCCUCCUGCUCUCGCUCGCAGUGCUGAUGUCAUCAGGGCGCGACGAGGGAACAUCCAUCUACGGAUCCGCUGGCCUGUUUGUUUGUUUUAUGAUGGAUCAAAUGCAUCUUACUCCUCAGCCUGAGCCAACUCUCUCUUGAUGGGUGUCCAGGAAAAAAAAUCAAAUUGAUUCCAAAUAGGAAUUGAUGAAUGGACAAGAUUAAAUCGGACCACCUCGGACAUAAUAAGCUUCUGUGGAGCUAUAGAACUGCGUCUGUGUGAGGUUUGUAGUUGUACAGAUUCAAGAGGUCUUGACUUUUAUCAAAGAUCUCAAGGUUAGCCACUAAAAAUGCAGUUGCCUUCAGCCGUACUUGAGAUUUGACAUUUCUUCGUAGCUCUUAGAAAUACAUAUAAAUGUAUAUAUGUGAAAACAAGAUAUAUUUUUUUGGUGUUGUGGUAUUUUUGUAAUUAAAAAUGACGACACGCAUUGGUGUGCUUUGUCAUUGUGCACUGUGUCUGGUGAAUGUGUGAGCAAGGAAAUCUGUUUGGCAGAAAUGUACUUUGCCCAUAAAACAUGUGAAGGUUUGCUACAAUAGACCGUAUGUUUCACCAAGGACAUCUUAAGAACCAUCUGCCCCUCGGUAAUCAUGACUUGUGUUUUAUUUUGUAUUAUUAUGCUUUUACUUUGAUUUGGACAACAGCAAUGGUAGGUGUGCAUUUGAAAUAACGCAAAUUUGGGAGUGGGAAUGUAGUAGGGAAGAUUUUCAAAGACGAGCUGCGCAAAGUCUGUUGAUUUUAACUUAAUGUUAUUGUGGAUGUUUAAGAUGUCCUCCUGUCAUGGGGUGGGUGGCAAGGAUGGGACCAUGUCCAGUCAUUUUCACGGAUCAUGACCGAAUUGUGGUAUGAAUUAAUCUCUCAAAUGAAAAGUCGUCGAGGUUUCACGGUGGAUUAGUGGUUAACACUAUAGCCUCACAACCAGAGGGCCCUAUAUUUGAUCUCGGUCCCUCUGAUUGGAGUUUCCAAGUUCAGAUGGGCUCCAUCUGGAUUCUCCAUUUUCCUCAGAUUGUUCGAAGACAGGCAUGAAUUGGAGACUCCAAAUUGCCCAUAGGUAUGAGUGGUGGACUGGUGAUUGCAUGACUGGUCCCAGUGAUGCAGCUUGUCCAGCAUGUGUCGACCUGACCCUGUCUUCCGCGCAGUGCUUAUUGGAAUAGGCUCCAGCCCUCACACAACCUUGAACUGAAUCAAGAAUGAGCGGAUGGAAAGUUUUACUUUGAGUCAUUUACAGUUUUGCUGAGAGACCCUUACAUGUGCUCUUAAGACAUGAUGCAAAGUUCAAUCAGUAUGCAUCAUGCAUGACUGUUCUCCCUCUGUCUUACUUGCAGCAACAUACACUCAACAGUCUUUACCUUGGGCUCCAAGUCUUCCUCAAUCCAAAAAAUGUCCCAAUCCAGAGAAAGCAGCCUCUGAGCAAAAUGACGACCAACCAAUGAAUGUUCUUAUAGUAGAGAAAAACGAGGCCAUUACUGUAUCUUGUUCACAACUGAAUAAACUCAU